This is a messenger RNA of Mugil cephalus (flathead mullet), 2449 nucleotides long. RefSeq lists its product as uncharacterized. Lineage: Eukaryota; Metazoa; Chordata; Actinopteri; Mugiliformes; Mugilidae. The record is from RefSeq and is a predicted model, not a curated record. The transcript has 17 exons. The coding region runs from base 37 to 2388 and encodes 783 amino acids.
AGAAAGUUGAGAAUACAUUGAGACAUUUUGUCACACAUGCUUUUGUGUUACAGCCUGUUCUUUGUCCUGUGUGCGUGGGCAACUGGAGGAUGUGACCUCCUACCAGAUGGAGUUCUUCACAUUGAGUGUCGUGAUCGUUACGUCAUGAUCGCCGUUAAGCUUUCAUUCACUGGACCGGAACCUCGUUUUGAGGCUGUUGACAGGACAGGCGUGCAUUCCAUCACUGGGCAGUAUGCGGCAAAAUGUGGAUACAGUGUCAGCGUCGUGAACCAUGUGGAGCUCCGAGCCUCUUACUUCAGCUGCCACACAGAUAUAAAUGAUGACAAAGUAUUCAAGUUCAACUUCAACCUGAUUGUAAACGUUGAAGGAAAGGAGGUCUCUUACGCACUGGACAAGACCUGUUCUCCCUCUCUCCCCUGGUCUCCCAGAGAAGUUACCUGUGAGACCAACUACAUGGAAGUAUCUGUGAGGAGUGAAUUGACCUGUCCUUCUGGGACGAGGAUUGACGACUGGAGCACCCUCAAACCUGUAUAUAGCGCCGUCACCUCGGAUUGGCAGGUGAUGUUUCAAAUGGCAGAAGAGCAGCUGCCGCCCAUGAACCUCUCUGUAGCCCGUAGGAGGGGUUAUUUGUUUGACCUGACAGAAGGUCGGCUGAUAUUUCGUGCACCGUAUGGACAACCUGACUCAUACAGCACUGAGGUGAAUGGUGUUCCAGUAGAGGUGGUCCAUGCAACAGUGUUCUCCAGACAAAGCUGGUUUGUCAUCAUGGUUGAUCUGGUGACUGCUUGCUCCAUGCACCAAGGAUCUUACGAUGACGACGGCUACAUGACGUGGGCGCUCCCAGAGGCGCUGUACACCAAUACUGAUGACACAAAGAUCAGUAUUGGACUCAGUGGUGAACUUAUGGAGCAGCCAGUUGCAGAGCAGAUAGGCUAUGCUGUGGAGAAACACAACGCCACAGUCCACAUCAGCAUUCCUUACAAUGCUGAAGGAGGAUACAGGGUGAGCUUUGUGGCUGAUGGUCUCUAUGAGUUGUACAUCUUCAACCUCUACUUGGCUCAAACUUUGUUGGAUGAGGAUCGUGUAGAGACCGUAAUCAGAUUUCACAGGACUCUGGUCACUCGCCCGCUGCCUCGGACACUUUUCACUGAAAACCAAACUGUUCUUGAAGAGCAAAUGUUCACGGUGUACCUCGGAGAUGUCCCUGAGGAUGUUGAGUUGGCUGCUGUUCAUGUGAAUGGACAAGAACUGACAAAUGCCAGCAGUCAGUACAUCACAAAGGUGGUUCAACCCAACAACACCCACGGCUACACUCUGAAGGUUCCCUUUGAUGACCCAGUCGUCAUUCAGGAGUUCUCCAAAGAAGAUGCAGCAAUGCAGCACACGCUGGACAUCAACUACACACUGACUGUUGUGGAUGGAAACGAGCCUUAUUACCACACGAUGUCAGUCAUGGCAUUAACAGACGCCUCUCCUCCGGUCUUUGAUGCAACUUGUUCUGACUCUGGGAUCAGCUUCAAGCUGGACCACCAGCCUUCCGACUACCUGUGGGCGAUCAGCAUCGGUUCAGAUGAGCUGACAUCAGAGCUGGCAACUCAGCGCGGCUACAUCAUGAGCAACGAUAGCCAGAGUCUGCUGCUCACUGUGCCGCUCUACACCGAUGGAUAUGAAUACAAGGACAUUACUUUGAAGGGAUUCUUUGGCACUUUUGAGAUUGUUGUGAGGCAUCGAGCGACAUCAGAGGUCCAGACUUCCACUGUCAAGACGUGUCUGUUCACGUCUACUGAACUCAUUAUGUGUUCCACUGAUGGGGUGAUGACCGUGGUGGCUGACUUGACUCUGGCCGUCCCGAGUGGAGGCACCCCAGCAAGAACCAACCUCGGGGACAAACACUGUGGACCCAAAGAAGUGGAUGGCACCAGGGCUCUCUUCUCGUUUCCACUCAACAGCUGUGGAUCCAAAGUCAAGCUUGGGAAGGAAAAUGUCACUUAUCAAAAUGAGAUCUUCUACCACAAGGAGUAUGUCGGUACAAACGAGUUUGCUUCAGAAGAUGGAGCUACUGAGAGGGUGAUCAUGCAGUGUAUAUAUCCUCUGGCUGGUCUCCAUCGCCUAUUCUCAAAGUACAAGUUUGAGUCGGACACAGACGGUGUCGGGAUCAUCAUCCACACUGCGCCGCCCACUCCUGGUUUGCUAAAUCCCACCAUCGGGCCAACUACAGGACUUCAAACCACACGUGCUCCCUCCAGGCAAACUACACAAACGCAAUCUACUGCCACAUUCUUGUCUAAUGUUCGCUACAUCAAAGUUGCCAAGCAUCAUAAUCCUGCUAGCAGCCUCAGAAAAGGAGCUGAAACGUCAUCACAGAUUAAAAUGGCUAUUGAAGUUUAAAAGUAACUUUUUUUAAAGUAAGAAAACUGAAUUUAAUAAAGAUGUUUUGUAAAAAACAAAA